Molecule: messenger RNA, 772 nt
Organism: Pelagomonas calceolata
Lineage: Eukaryota; Pelagophyceae; Pelagomonadales; Pelagomonadaceae
Source: the annotation of a GenBank genome assembly
AGUGGUCCUGAGGAAGAGUACGGAGUCGAUCCCGAUUUAUUCGCAAAUCGAGAAAUGUGUGGAGUUGUUCGUGUCCUGCUCGAAGGGCUGGAGAAGCGAGGCUGUUUAGGUGAUAGGAUCAUAUCUUCGCUGUCUCAUUGGUCGACCGCAACUGAGCGUUAUUAUUUAAUAACGGCCUUCCAUGCGGCCUAUAUGAGGACCUCAAAGCAUCUGGACGAGGUGUUUGCGUUCUUUGUACAGAGUUCGGCCUUUGCCGUUGAUGCCCGCGAGCAAUUCAAGGAGGAGAUCGAUUCGCAAAUAAAACAAUGUGAAGAUGAGGCGGCGAAGUUGCCGGCGCAUGCGCGGGCUCGAGUCGACGCUCUACUCGCUGGCGGAGGUGGUCUUGGUGGGCGUCAAGCACCACAUCUUCGAGGGCUUCCACCGCAAAGGGAUCAUCACGUCCAAAGACCGGGAUGAGCUCGGCGAGGGCCUCAUGCAGCUCGAGCACCACCUCGAGAACUGUCGGGAAUUUGCCCAGGCGGAGUUUCGACGAGCGGCGCGCGCGAGCCAGCGGCAUUUAUCCUUAAGACGGGGCGCUUCACGCGUGGCCGACAUCGAGGCCUCGUCCAUAAAACAGGAGCUCACGGUCAUCGACCAACUGCAGGAUUCGAUUAUGGACCGGCGCGCGGGCGUGACGGCCGCGGCGGCGACGGCCGCUUCGCCUCAGGCCGGGCGGGCGCUGGCCCACAUGGAGCGGGCCCAGGACCUGUCGGGGCGGCACCUGACGCACUGA